AUGAGUGAGUUGAUCCACAGGGUCAUUGACGAUGAUAAGGGCGUGAACAAAAUAGUUCUCGAACAACCAGAGAGAUUGGAUUGGAUACGUUCCGUGCCGCCCACUCCCAUCACACCGUGGUGUGUACUAUCCGGCACCUCUGACUGUUCGGAUUACAGAUCACAAAAGUCCUUAUUUACUGACGUGCUACAACCGACUGUUUCAAAAAAGAAAAUCGUUUAUAUAGACGUACAACCACCUUCAUUUUCAUCCCUCGAUACUCUCUAUAAACUUCACACCUUGCAUUCUUCCCCAGCGAUGACCGAACAAAAUUAUUGCGAUUGGCGUGUCGAAGUCUACGGAUGCGUGAUGUCCAACUUAUGGGUGGGCGAGGCGACCGUCUCGCUCAUCAGCUAUGCCCUCCUCUCUUUAACUGGCACCUUUGUAUUUUGCUACCGCUACAAGUACAUGUGGCAAGGACUCUUCGUUGAUCACGGAAAUGGUAUUCGCCCGUUGCCCAUCGAUUGUCUGCUGUUCUUUUGGACCAUUGGAUGCUACUUCCGGGGCCUACAUUACCUGCUGAUGUUGCUCAAUGCCUACACCCACUAUUGGCAGCGUGAGAUGUUACAGGAAAGUGGGUGGACCAUACUCUGCUACGGUGCCGUUUGUUAUAUUGUUGGGGUCAUCUACACCAUCCCCGCCAACUACACACACGGGGCACGCGCCGUCAUAAAGAUCGAAAGCAAGAAGUCCGAACCCCAGAAGUACUCCACCUCUCGGGACAUCUACCUUCCGACUCCCACUCAAUUAAACUGGUUACUUGCCAUCUGGUGUCUGUAUCCCACAUUAACCGUCUUCCCCUUCUCAAUUUUGUCCGGUGCAUCCCGGGAUCACGGUGAUAUCGCCGAGUCGAAUAUGUGGACGGGUGCUCAUUACGUUGCCUACUUCAUUCACGACACCAUCCUCGCCCUUUCCGGUGCCUACUACGGGAUAAACUUUAUGCUGAUCCUCCGAAGCUCCAUGAAACAAUUUAACCGUUCCUCCUCCACCUUCCACCGAAGUAAGAAUGGUACCCGUGAGGCACUUGAUCGACUCAAGUACACCAUGACCUACAUCGCUGUGCUUCCCCUCAUCUCCGGUCCGUGGUGGGCAAUCUAUGGAAUUUAUCAUGAUCGAAUCAUCUCCUCGAUCAACGGGGUGAACCUGUUCUUGUCGUUCAUGUGGAACAUCGCCGGAAUACAACCGUUGAUCGCCGUGGUGCAAUAUGUGCUGGCGAAACGCGUAUACCUGCACUACACCGGACAGUUAUCAAGCUCGACGAAUGAGGUCUCCUCCUCAACGCAAUCCACCACAUCACCCGAAGUCACCGAUCACAGAGCUGCAUUGAACAGAAACCCGACGACAGUCGUCAACGUUAACACCGUGGUCAUGACCAGGACCGACAACCAAUCGACAUCGUCAAGAGAUUCGAUGACAUUCGUUGGCGGCAGCGAUAACUCUUCGGAAGCGGAUUAUGACCACAAGAUUGACAUGAAAUCAUUGAAUGAUGGCAAUAACUCCCGGGGACAAGAAUUAUCGGUGCAUUUUCGGAACUCCGAGGGGGUGUAG
Acaulospora colombiana is the source of this 1587-nucleotide messenger RNA. NCBI's taxonomy places the organism in Eukaryota, Fungi, Glomeromycota, Glomeromycetes, Diversisporales, Acaulosporaceae. The record is from the annotation of a GenBank genome assembly.